Messenger RNA from Dunckerocampus dactyliophorus (ringed pipefish), 2732 nucleotides. RefSeq names its product N-chimaerin. Gene Ontology annotation, molecular function: GTPase activator activity. Gene Ontology annotation, biological process: signal transduction; positive regulation of GTPase activity; regulation of small GTPase mediated signal transduction. The coding region runs from base 404 to 1918 and encodes 504 amino acids. The transcript has 14 exons. NCBI's taxonomy places the organism in Eukaryota, Metazoa, Chordata, Actinopteri, Syngnathiformes, Syngnathidae. The record is from RefSeq and is a predicted model, not a curated record.
CUCAAAAUGUGAAACGCAACGAGUCCCUGAGAGCCACGUUUAAUAAUCCGGACAGAAUGGUUUACUUACCACGUUCCUCUCUUCGGGGUGGUCCGUCAGUCGUAGCCGCGGUUUGUUUGCAGCCCAGACUGUGAAUCCGUCACCUUGCUAGGAAGCUUUCCACUCUCAGGUGGGACGCGAGCUAUUCACGGUAGCCAUUAAGACAAAUGUGGGGGGAACAAACGGUGCGCGAAGCCUUUCAGAGCCUUCUGCAAGGACAAUAAGGAGCAGAGCGCCGCCUCCUGUGGCUUCCUGCAACGCCGGUCGGCGCCCCGCUCGGCUCAACCGCGUCAUCUUCUGAGUUUAAAGGGCCGAGAUUUGGAUGUGAUUGCUCUAUUGUUCAACUUCUUCAGCAUCAACCACGAUGGCCCUAAAUGUGUUUGACCAUGAUGAGUACAGACCACCAGUGUGGAAGUCUUACUUGUAUCAGCUCCAGCAGGAGGCGCCGCACCCCCGCAGAGUGACCUGCACUUGCGAGGUGGACAACCGACCCAAAUACUAUGGAAGAGAGUACCACGGGAUGAUUUCCAGAGAGGAAGCCGACCAGCUACUGAGUCAGGCGGAAGGCAGCUACCUCAUUCGAGAGAGUCAGAGGCAGCCGGGCACAUACACCCUGGCGCUGAGGUUCGGGAGCCAGACGAAAAACUUCCGUCUCUACCAUGACGGGAAGCACUUUGUCGGGGAGAAGAGGUUUGAGUCCAUCCACGACCUGGUCACAGACGGCCUCAUCACACUGUACAUUGAGACCAAGGCAGCGGAGUACAUCGCUAAAAUGACCAUCAACCCCAUCUAUGAGCACGUGGGUUACACCACCCUCAACCAGGAGCCCACGCUGAAGAAGCACGUGCCACGCGGCCAAGAGGCCCCUGACGGCCCGGCGCCAAUCAGAGACGACAGCAAUGCUGAGGAGAGGCUCACGUCACUGGUGCGGCGAGCCACGCUGAGGGAGAGCGACAUGGUGCCCAAAUAUGAGAAGGUCCACAACUUCAAGGUUUAUACAUUUCGUGGCCCUCACUGGUGUGAGUACUGCGCCAACUUCAUGUGGGGGCUCAUCGCUCAGGGAGUCAAGUGCGCAGGUAACCCUCUUUCUCUCUCUCUCUCUCUCACUCUCACUCUCACUCUCACUCUCUCGCACACACGCACACACACGCACACACACACACACACUCUUGCAUGGGAACGAACCAAAAUAAAGCUCUUGUGUGCGUCAGACUGUGGGUUGAAUGUCCACAAGCAAUGCUCCAAAGUGGUGCCCAAUGACUGCCAGCCAGACCUGCGGCACGUCAAGAAGGUGUACAGCUGCGAUCUGACCACGCUUGUCAAAGCGCACAACACCAAGAGGCCCAUGGUGGUUGACAUGUGCAUUCAGGAAAUCGAAGCCAGAGGUCUCCAGUCGGAGGGCUUGUACAGGAUAUCGGGGUUCAGCGAGCUGGUCGAAGAUGUCAAGCUGGCGUUUGACCGAGAUGGCGAGAAGGCGGACAUCUCAUCGAGCACCUACGAGGACAUCAACAUCAUCACCGGAGCGCUCAAGCUCUACUUCCGAGAGCUCCCCAUCCCCCUCAUCACAUACGACGCCUACCCGCACUUCAUAGAGUCUGCAAAGAUCACUGAUGCAGAAAAGCGCCUGGAAUCCCUCCAUGAGGCCUUGAAGCUGCUGCCGCCAGCUCACUGCGAGUCGCUGCGUUACCUCAUGGCGCACCUGAAGAGGGUGACCCAAUUCGAGAAGGAGAACCUCAUGUCCAGCGAGAAUCUGGGGAUUGUGUUCGGGCCCACGCUGAUGAGAGCGCCCGAGCUGGACGCCAUGACGGCACUCAACGACAUCCGCUACCAGAGGCUGGUGGUGGAAACGCUCAUCACCAACGAGGACGUGUUGUUCUGAGAGGCGUCGGAACAAGGUGCGGGGGGGACAAAGACGAGUCACCAACGAAGGGCAACUUGUUCAACAUGACAGCCUCUCUGUUGGGACGCUACAAAGACAUUUCCAAAGGAUAUUUCCAAACGAAUGCAAACACUGAGCCAUGUUGUGUCAGAGCAGUCGGGAUGGGGGCUUGCUGUAUUUGCGUCCUUCUUGGCUGGGAGCUUGCUAUCAUGAGCCACAAUUCCUAGACUAUUGCAGUAAGGUUUCCAUGGCAACCGCAGUAAGAGCCACGCACUCUUUUGAUCUGCAAAUAAAAGGUGAUUGUAUGUGGUGAAAGCGUUACGUAAUGCCACAAAGCGUUGUUAACUCUUAACGUGAAGGAUUGUCUUUUUGUAAUACAGUAGUGCCAUUUCAAAAGAUGAAGUGUUGUCAAGAUGCGUUUUGUUGGUGCGGCCAGCGCUCACAAUAUCACUCACGUGAUGUCCACCCCAUUUCUGUCGGGGGAAUGGGGCCACUGAUUUAACUUUUAGUUGCCAGCCUUUUCAUAAAAUAAUUUAAAAAAGCAAGCAAACACUUCCCUGCUGCACCGGUGUUAAUGAAGAGCUGUAACAAAUGUAAGUGCAUUUAUCUAUUCUAUUUAGUUUUUUGUCGUGUGAUUUAUAUAUAUACUGUAUAUAUAUAUUUACUGUAAAAGCUGUUUUUGAUUUCCUCAUGUGCUAACCACCACCACCAUCAGUUUUCUUUUGUGAAACUGGCACUUUCAGCAUGAUAAAAGUCUGACCUUGUCAUUGCUGUCUAUAGUUUCUGCAUGAGGCAAUUAAAUUAUUAACGUUGA